AUGAACGGCUCUGUGGCCGGAAAUGGCGUCAAGGAACUGGCGAAAAGCAAAUAUCAUCCAUUUUGGAAGCUUUCCUCUCAAAUUUCGUUUGGUGUUCACCUCCUAGCGAAAAGAUUGGCCAAGUCAGAUGCGGAGGUUUUGAAGAUUCUCCAAGCCCACGUGGACGAGAUGGAUGGGUUUCUGGGAAGAACAGUGGAGGAUUUUCUCAUCAUACAACUUGAUGUGCGCACCCGGGUCCAAUAUCUUAGUCUCCCCCUAGCAAACUUAAAUGUCCUCGACGAGAUGCUGGACGACCGCCAAUUUCGCCUUGCCAUGAUGAAUUAUAAUGAAAAGAUCGAACAUGCCAUUAAUCGCUAUACCACAACAGUCAGCGACACCCUCAAAGAUAUACAAAAAGGAAAGGAAGCGAUUGGCGCUCUCUGGCAGUUCCUUGGACAAUUAGCAAAGAAUAAUGCUCCUCUAUCUAGUAAAUUAGUCGCCGUCUACAAUGCGAUGUUGGCGAAUACGGAGGGGUGGAACAUUGCUUUUUCAAAGCUUCACAGAAAGGGAGUUGCCCUUGAAUCUGCACUUUCUCAGCUCGGCCUUACCAUCACUGAGAUGCAACGGCGUGUGGGUGUGGCAAGCAGGAAGGAAGUGAUAUCUUUAAUGCACUCUUCAGAUGAUUCCUUUGCAGGUAAACAUCUACUCAGAGGAUUCGUAUCCGAAAAACGGCGGGUCUUUGGAUCAUUUUCUAUCCCAGAUAAGCCUUUACCCUGUGCCCCGGGCCUAAUCGCGACCACAGACACGUCGUCUCUCUCCAAGCAAGGAAGGUCUCGCAUGAUUGUGCAGAAGAGUCCUCCAAAUCUUCUGGGCGCCAAAGGAACUAGCGCCAAUCAUAAUAGAAAUGUGAAAUCUCCAGGCCAAGCAAGGCCUGCCAACGUCGUUGUGGAAGAUGCAAAACCUAUUACCCUGAUCCACAUCCAGGGGAAUCCUAAAAGACGAUGUUCAAAAGCUAAGCUUAUGCGAGAAGCGGGCGUAAGUGAAAGUGUCGGAGCAUCAGCACCAAGACGACCUGCCGCGGCACCUUCCAAGCCCCUUCGAUCACGAAGCACUUCACUAGAACAGUUGAAAGCCUUGUGUAUGUGCAGAAAGGAGCAACAACAGAGUAUGGAAAAGUUGCCAGCUCUACCCUAUCCUGAGCGAUCCUUUACCGACCAAAAGACGGCCAGACAGGAUACGAUGAAGGAACAGCUCUUGCAAUAUUUCAAAGCGGACCGGAAAAAAGGACAUCUAUGGAGCAAAUUUCGCGCCAAACCGUCGAACACCCCCGUACCGUUUAAAGAACUACAGAUGAAGCUCUUCGAAGAUGACUUGGGACAAGAAGUAGCUUGGCUACAGGAGGAAACAAAGGCGCUGAAAAUCUAUUGUUUGCCAAGACGCAAUGUUGCACCUCGAAUCCAUGCCCUUUCAGUCCAUAUCAAUCUAGUCCAGGAGCUCGAAGACGGAAACGCCACAAGCGACGAAUACGGUACUGAAUGCUUGGUUGGAGAUGGGCGGUCAUCCCUAACAGCUCUUCCACCGGUGCCACCUCCCCUAGCUUCCAAACGGUCCCCGGCCUAG
Aspergillus tanneri is the source of this 1599-nucleotide messenger RNA. RefSeq lists its product as uncharacterized. The record is from RefSeq and is a predicted model, not a curated record. Bases 1 to 1599 code for a protein of 532 amino acids. Lineage: Eukaryota; Fungi; Ascomycota; Eurotiomycetes; Eurotiales; Aspergillaceae. The transcript is spliced from 5 exons.